GGGCUCGGCCGGGCCGGGCCUGGCCCCCGUGGGAUCCAGCCGCGCGGCUCGUUCCCUGAGCGGGGCGGGCGGGCGAGUCUCGUCGUGACUUCCCCGGGUCCCCGCGGAGCAGCCUCGCCCGGUGCCUGCCCGGGGCCAGCCGGCGGCGGAGCUCCUCGGGCCCGGGGCGCGUGGGGACUCGCUCAUGUCCGCCCCCGGGCCGCGGUGAGGGGCGAGCUCCAGAUCCGAGCUCCGGCGGCGCCUGGGCCGGGAACAAAGGGCCAUGGCCGAGCGGGCCGCUGCCCAGGGUCCAGAACUGGAUGCGGUGACACAGUGCCCAUCUCCUUUACCACCUCCCAUUGUCCCUGAACGAACUUCUGAAAGAGAAACUCAGACUGCAGAGAUUUCCCUGACUGUUGUGGCAGCAAUUCAAGCCGUAGAGAGGAAGGUGGAUUCUCAUGCCACACGGUUGUUGGAUCUGGAGGGGAGAACUGGGAUGGCUGAGAAGAAAUUAAUAGACUGUGAGAAAACAGCAGUGGAGCUUGGCAACCAGUUGGAGAGUAAAUGUGCUGCACUGGGAACUCUGAUCCAGGAGUACGGGCUGCUGCAGAGGAGGCUGGAGAACAUGGAGAACCUGCUGAAGAACAGGAACUUCUGGAUCCUGAGACUCCCCCCAGGCACUAAUGGAGAAGUCCCUAAGGUGCCCGUGACAUUUGAUGACGUCUCAGUCUAUUUCAAUGAGAAGGAGUGGGAGAAACUAGACGAAUGGCAGAAGGAACUGUACAAGAAUGUGAUGAAGGGCAAUUAUGAAUCUUUGAUCUCCUUGGACUCUGCAAUUUCCAAACCUGGUGUUUUGUCACAUACCGAACAAGGAGUAGAGUCACGGGUCAGAGGGCAGCAGGACUCAGAUGAGGAGAGAGAGAUCCUUACUGACCCCAGUGCAGCAGGUAUAAGGGUUGUGAUCAAAACAGAGGAGAUUCAUCCUGAGGACUGCCCUGAAAACCUGGAGCUGGACAGAAUGUUGGAACGAUCAGAAGGAAGUUUCCAGAAUCCAGACCAGGAAGUAACCCAUGGUAGUCUGUAUGGCUCAGUAACGCCUCCGAGAAACCCCUCAGGGAACUGUCUGGACGAGUCCACUGAAUAUAAAACAGAUUUCAGCGAAAUCAGAAGAGUCAUUGUUCAGCAGGGUAACUGCACAGAUGAUGGGAUUGUGAUCAAAACUGAGGAGGAGGAGGAUCCUGACACCCUGGAGCCAUAUGCCAUGUUCUCAGGCAGAGCAGAGCAGCAGAUUUUCCAGAAUCAUGAGCAGGGGACAACCUGUGAGGCUCAGUGCAGUUCCAAAAUGCAACAGCGAAACCUAAUCGGAAACAGGCCAGGGCAAUCUACUCCCUGUGAAAGAGACUCCAGUGAAACGAAGACAGUCAUCGUCCACCAGAGAAACCGCACCAGGGAAAGACCUUAUAUCUGCCCUGAGUGUGGGAAAAGCUUCAUGCUGAAGAUCAACUUUAUAAUCCACCAGAGGAACCAUCUCAAAGAGGGGCCCUACGAAUGUAAUGAGUGCGACUUAAGCUUCAGGAUCAAGCAGCAGUUUAUCCUGCACCAGCGCAGCCACACACGCCGGGGAGUCGGCCCGGCCCGGCGUGUGGAGAACUUCAGAGACAAGCACAGCCUCAAGCCAGAGCAGAGAACGCCACCGGCAGGGAAACCCUAUAAAUGCACAGAGUGUGAGAGCAGCUUCAGCCACAAGUCGAGCCUCAGCAAACACCAGAUCACGCACGUGGGGGAGCGGCCGUACACGUGCAGUGAGUGCAGGAAGAGCUUCCGGCUGCAGAUCAGCCUGAUAAUGCACCAGAGGAUCCACACUGGGAAGAGCGAGAUGUCCUUCAUAUGCCCUCAGUGUGGGAAAAACUUUAGUCGCCCCUCCCAUCUCCUCAGGCACCAGAGGACUCACACGGGGGAGCGGCCCUAUAAAUGCACCCAGUGCGAGAAAACCUUCAGUGAGAAGUCUAAGCUUACCAACCACUACCGCAUCCACACGCGGGAGCGGCCGCAUGCCUGCACUGAAUGCGGCAAAGGCUUUAUCCGCAAGCACCACCUGCUGGAGCAUCAGCGCAUCCACACUGGGGAGCGACCCUACCACUGCACUGAGUGCGGCAAGAACUUCACUCAGAAGCACCACCUGCUGGAGCACCAGCGGGCUCACACCGGCGAGAGGCCCUACCCCUGCACUGAGUGCACUAAGUGCUUCCGAUAUAAACAGUCCCUUAAGUACCACUUGAGGACGCACACGGGGGAGUAGGAGCCGAUGGGAGCUGCAUCCCACCUGGGCAUUUGAGUCAGGAGUCUUUGUGGAAGGAAGCAGUGGUGCAACAGUGUGUAGGGACUGAUAAUUUGAUGUAAAACAAAGCAAAUAACAUGCAGCAAAAUUUAAAAGACCAGAAAAAGCUAAUUUAGGGUAAAUAUUCAUCAUAAUGUACAGGAUAUUUUGCUGAAGUAGGACUAACUGCCUUUUAAAUCUAUUCCUUUUGAUAAUAAAUGUGAAGUAACUUUUAUUUGAUAAGCAAAUUUAAGAUUUCAGUUUUUUUAAAUAUAUAAUUUUACACUGUACAUCGUACCUUUUAAUCUGGAAAAUCCCGGAGUGGUUUACAUGCCUUCUACAGGGAUCGUGUCACCUGCUGCUGAGAUGCAGCUGCCCCAGGGUGGAACAUGGCAUCUCUUUAACAGUGCACAGCAAUAGUAUGUGCUCCAAUCCCGGUCGAGGUUUAGUAUCUCCACACAGAAACCACACACAGAAUUUUGGAUGGGUUAUUUAGAUAUAAAAUGAUAAAGGAUGGCUUGCCCUAACACAAUCAUUAAUUAUACAGUACAGUGGAAUCCCAGUCACAUUAGACUAGUCAUGCCACCUGGAAGCCAGCCAGCCACCUCUUUACCCCUCUGGGAAGGGAGACAGUGUAGAGUGUAAAUUUGUCUAGCUGACUGAUGUAAACAUCCUGCUCUUGUGAUGAAAAGGAUCUACUCAGUUAUCCAGUCUGUCUCCCUGACAACACAUGAUGUUCCCAAGUGCAUUGGUCAUUCUAAUUUCAAAUGACCCAAGUGGUAAAGUUUCCACGGCAUCCCUUGGCCAGCUGUUCUCGGCUGCCCCGUCUCAGCGUUAGAAAGUUUGCAGAUAUACGCUAGCUCUCUAAUGGGCUUUAUGGUCAGGGCUUUGGUGUUCCAUUUCAUCUGAAAGAGCACUGCCCUGGGGCAUUGGCUCAGUGCAAGUUCAUUCAGUACGGUCUGGGAGGGGAGGCAGGGCUGGGAGAACCUUGAUGGGUAUGUGGAUCCUUGGAGGAGUCCUCCCAGCCCUAGUUUCACCACAGUGUUCAGACUGAUGUGGAGCCAGGUGCUGGUUUCCCUGUGCAGUGUCCCUGUCUAGUGUGUCCUGCUGUGUGAAUGGGAAAAUCAUCAGCAGCACAGGGGUGGGGUGGCUGUGUCUCAGGUGCUUGUUGGUGUGUGUUUUGGGGUAGAAGAGAUGGCUCUGAAUCUCCUGCAGCCCAGGGACAGGGUGGAAAUAGGAAUAAAGCCUUUGGUUGGGUUUAGGAAACAUCCCUUGCUAGAUCCGGUUGUGCCCAAGUCAGUAGGUGUUUCACAGGGAUCCAUUGAAUGGUGAAUAUUCAGCUAUUGAAUUUCAUUUGAUUGUCACACUGGAGUCAGUGCAGAGUGAGGGACCAAUAGAUCUUCAUCCUGGGCUAUAAACAAUCCAGCUUUGUGCUACUGGAUUACUUGUUCCUCCCAGUGCCUUUUCCUGAAAUUCUUACAGCUCCGUGAUUAUUCCAGUUCUGUCGUUUUAUGGUUCUUGCAGUUCACGUGAUUAGUGGCAUCAAAUUUAAUUUUAUUGGCUUUUGUCACAGAUUAAAUCUAGAGAAAUUUGAGCGGAAAAGUCGUAUUAGUACAGUCCACUCCUGGGUGCCAAUGUAGAAUGCUCUCCUAUUGGAUGAAAUUCUGCCCUGUGCAGAUGGCCAGCAAUUGGGUGAGUUAAAUUGGAUUUUAGUGCUGCCAGCGCCUUAUUCUGGCCUGACCAUAGAUAAAUUGCACCAGUUUGGACAAUAUCUCCAAUAAACCAUGGUGUUUAUUUAUUUAUUUAUUUUAAGCUGUUAACAUGUUUUUCCAGACUAAAUUGUGUGCUACCUAAAAAUAAGCAUCUCAUUAGAGGUAUCAAUGUAUGUUCUGUUUAUAUAAAGUGUAAUGUAUUAGCUAGCUGUGCACUGGCUCUAUCUUAAGCACUUAUGUGGCCCCAAUUAUCAUAGUGUUUAAGUACUUUACAACCUGUCAUGUGUUUAUCCCCUCACACGCUGUAAGGAAUUGAACUCAGGUCCUAGACGUGCGAAGCAACAGCCUAAUCACUGGACUUUGCUUAGAGGGCCCUUACAAUAGAGCAUUUCAUUGGAAAUUGCAGUCGUACCUCCCUCCCCCAAAUUAUAAUCCACAUUUCCUCUGGCCGUUUUAAUUGCAUGGCUGUAAUGCUUGGAAUUCUCCUCUUCCAGAUAAAAUACAAGCAUUCUGGCUCAAGAGAAUUUAAUAAGUAACGAGAUAUGCUACAAAGAUAGUGGGAACCAGUAUAAACCCAGCCAGUGAUACGGUGGUCAGGGACUGUCUCAGCAUUUGAACUGUGGCCUCACGGCUGGCUGUCCAUACUAUCUGGAGACUGGCCUGUUCUGGGAGCUCUUCCCCUGUGCAGGUGGUGCUGCUCACGCCCAGAGCUGGGGAAGAAUCUUCUCUGGGUUUUGCUUUAAAUGGCUACAGGCUGGUUCCCAGGCUGCGCUCUGUCUCUUCAGCAUAGCUGCUGUGCCCAUCGCCUAGUGAGGAGAAACUGGGACUGCCCAGCCCAGCAUGGGAGAGGGAGAGUUGGGGAAACACUAAUGUCCACCCCUGUGCAGAGAUGAGGGGGUGGGAUCUGGAGCCUCCUGCCCCACUGAGUUGCUUCUGCAUCUGGGCUUGGGGAGGUGGAUCAUGGCUGAACAUGGGCUCCUGCUCAGGUGAGCGAUUUAAUCUAGGAUCUGAAAGCAUAAAGCUGUAUAGCCUCAGCUGAGAGACCCAGGCCUAUUGGCUCAAAGGCUGUAGCAAACUCAGACUUGUGUGUUGUCCAGCUAGUAGAAAGGGACAGCGCUGACCUGUGAGCAUUGGCUGCACGUGCAACACAACUCCACUCUCAGGUGGGGAAAGACAAUUGUGUUGUACAUUCCAGACUGCAUACGUAUUAUUUUUAAUGUCACGCUUGGAAGGAGGUUUCCUUUUCCCAGACUGGUAAUCCUUUGAAUCAGGCCAGCCAAACCAAACCUUAGGGGCUGUCAUUGUUUCACUCUCUGUAUUUAAGUUUAAUUUAAACCCAUAGAAUCAAGUUCUGCUCUCAUUUUCGUACAGGCACUGAAUGCAGCCGUUAGAAGAAUUUGGCUCUAUUUUCUCAGUAUGUCUUUAAAUUAAAGUUCCUUUCUAAAUGUUAAAGAUUUAAGAAUGUUUCUCUUAUUGUCUUAACACAUGGGC
Molecule: messenger RNA, 5499 nt
Organism: Mauremys mutica (yellowpond turtle)
Lineage: Eukaryota; Metazoa; Chordata; Testudines; Geoemydidae
Product: zinc finger protein 777-like
Exons: 6
Coding region: 263-2278 (671 amino acids)
Biological process (GO): negative regulation of transcription by RNA polymerase II
Molecular function (GO): DNA-binding transcription repressor activity, RNA polymerase II-specific
Source: RefSeq, a predicted model, not a curated record